Messenger RNA from Meleagris gallopavo (turkey), 2119 nucleotides. NCBI's taxonomy places the organism in Eukaryota, Metazoa, Chordata, Aves, Galliformes, Phasianidae. The record is from RefSeq and is a predicted model, not a curated record.
UCAGUCUUUCAUAUUUGCCAACUUCAGUGAGCAAACCAUUGAAGUCUACUAUCUGUAUAAGUAGGGAAAAUGGAAGUACUUGUGUUCAGGGAAUACAAGACAACUGCAAGGUGACAAAGAUUCCUCAGUUCUGCAAUAUGAGCUGUAUUUAAAGUGGAUCAUUUGGUUCUUGCCAUUCAGAUUACAGGCAUGUGGUAAGAUUUGUCCUUGGUUACUGAAGACAUCCAAACCUGCGUGGUGAUGGCUUCCAGAUUUCAGCACGCCAUGAUUCUUCACAUUAUACUUUUCCUUCAGAUAGUUCAUUUGAUCAAAGGCCAGUUAAGGAUUAUACCCUCUUAUGAACCUGUGCUUGGAGUUGUCGGAAAAGAAGUUGUCCUGCCCUGUCAGCUAGAAGCUAAGGCAAUCUCUGAAGGAGUACUUGUUCAGUGGACAUUAAUUGGAAAUUCCCUAAACACUGAAGUGACUACCUAUGAUGGAAAAAAUGCACAAAAUCCAGUAAAGGAGAAUAAGGCAUACCUCGGCCGUACAAAUUUCUUUCAGAGUGAAAUUAAUAAGGGGAACUUAUCCCUUCAACUGAAAAAUGUCGUGGUCUCUGAUAAAGGAAAGUACAUUUGCAGUGUCUCUUUAGAGAACUGGUACGAUGAAGUGGUGGUUGACCUGGAUGUGGCAGCUCAAGGUAAUGAGUCUGCAGUUCAUCUGGAUGGUUAUGUGGAUCAGGGCAUUGGCCUCACCUGCAAGUCACACGGAUGGUUUCCACAGCCUGAGGUAAUUUGGCUGGACAGCAAAGGACAGAUACGGAAGGAGAAAGUGGUCACACAAAACCUGCAGACUUCUUCGGGCCUUUUUGAUGUUGUCAGUUCCAUGACCCUAGAACCAGGAUCGGACAUGGAAGUCUCCUGCAGAAUAGUCAAUGAUGUCCUCAACACAGCAUGUGAAUCCCGAAUCCUGGUUUUAGAUGUCUUCUUUCCAUCCACUUCACCUUGGAUGACCGCCUUCCUUGUAAUUACAUUUUGCACUAUGGCUGUUAUUGCUGCUAUAGGCUAUAAGCUGAAGAUUAAUUAUACGAGAAGACAAAAAGAAACGACGGACGAGCUCAAAAAGGAAAAAGAGGAUUUGGAGAAAGACUUAGAUGCACAUGAGAAGAUAAUCACUGCAGGACACUCUGACAAAAAACGUAUACUUGACAGAAUAGAACCUCAAUUGGAUUUCUGGAGAGCUCGGGACAAAGCAGUCCCCAUUACUGUGAAUCCUGAAUGCCAGCUCCUCGAGAUCCAAGUGCCGGGGGCUCCAGAUGUUGAAGACAACGCAUGUAAACCUGCUGGCCUGAGCAGCCCUUCCACAGUCCCUGUCCUGUUGGCAAAGGAAGGGUUUGCAUCUGGGAAACACUACUGGGAAGUGGAGGUGGGCCAGCAGCAGGACUGGGUGCUGGGUGUCAUGAGACACAAAGGGAAACAAGAGGAACAGGGGACACUUGCUAGAGGCGACUUCUGGGCUCUGCAGAAAUCCAGGGGAAAGGUUUUCUCUAUCAAAGGAAACAACAGGCCUGAGAAGAAGGAAAUGAAUGAUGCAGUGAUUGGUGUGCUUCUCAAUUUGGAGGAAGCAAAAAUCUACUUUUAUGGUGCAGUACAGAGGAGCAUCGUGGUGAAUAUUCCUAUAUGCCUUGGAAAAGAAUCCGGAGAAAUGCUUUACCCCUUUGUAUCAAAAGGGGAAGGGGGAUUCAAUCCCGUUUGCCAUCAAAAUAUUCCUGUUCCAUUAAACGUUUCAUAAAAAGCAAGAAAAAAGACAGUCCAGUCAAAGGUAGAAGGGAAAAAUUACGAACAAACAUCAGCAUAAUAUAGUACUAAAUGAGAAAGAAAGAUGUUGAUGACUAAGGCAGAAAAUUCUAGAGAGGAAAAACAAACCAGCUAAUGUAAAUAAGGUUAGGGUCAUAUUCAGAAAACCCUGGUUAGCUGAUUGAGUUCUUGUUAUUGAGUAAGAAAGUCUCAAGUGUACAAAACAUAUUCAGUUCCCUGAAGAGACAGUUGUAAUUUAAGGGUACUAUGUAACCUGUUUUUUUACCACUUUGCUGUGGGAGGAGUAGCAUCAUUGCUUGUUUUUGUGUCAUAACUCCAACUGAAGG